GGAUGUCCGAGGGUCAGGGGUGGCCGGAGGGGUCCCAUGGGGGGGGUCCCGACCCCUUUUUCCUCCUCACCCCCAGCACUGAGGACCCCAAGAGGCGAAAAUUUGGAUCCCCAAAGGGACAGGAUUGCGACAUUCCAGGGGAGGGGGGCCAGCACCCCAAAGAACGGGGAUGGGGACCCCUGAGGGGACAAGACCCGGUCCCCAGGGGGGUGGGACUGGGAUUCCCAGAGGGAUAAUUCCAGUCCCCCCCCCAAAUUGUGACUCCCUAGAGGACAAGGUCACCGGGGGAGGGGGAGGUCACCACUCCAGGACUGAGAACGGUCCCAGGACCCCCAGGGGGAUACGGCGGAGUCCCCAAGGUGACGGGGUCAGGUCCCCACUGGGGGGGCCCCGCUGGCCCCCCCUUGUCCCUCCCAGCCCGGCCAACAGCCAGGGUAUAACGUUACCUGCGACCUUCCCGGGGGGCACCGCCAGCACCCGCCGGGCCCCCCCACCCCACAAAUGGAGGAGAAAUCCCCCAAAAUCCCAGCCUCCGUGCCCCAGUUCACCAACUGCCCCACCAUGGUGAUACUGGUGGGGUUACCUGCCCGAGGCAAGACCUACAUCUCCCGAAAACUCACCCGCUACCUCAACUGGAUCGGCACCCCGACACGGGUGUUCAACGUGGGGGAGUACCGCAGGGAAGCCGUGCCCAGGUACAAGAAUUACGAGUUUUUCCGUCACGAUAACCCCGAGGGGGUGGAGAUCCGCAGGCACUGCGCUCUGGCUGCUCUGAAGGACGUGCGCACCUACCUGAGCUCUGAGGAGGGGCAGGUGGCGGUGUUCGAUGCCACCAACACGACGCGGGAACGCCGGGAUGUGAUCCUGCAGUUCGCCAAGGAAAACGGGUACAAGGUUCUGUUUGUCGAGUCCAUCUGUGACGACCCCACCAUCAUCGAGGAGAACAUCAAGCAAGUGAAGCUGAGCAGCCCCGACUACAAGGGCCGCGCGCAGGACGAGGCUGUGGCCGAUUUCCUGAAGCGCAUCGAGUGCUACAAGGCCACCUACGAACCCCUGGAUGACGAGCUGGACAGUGGGCUGUCCUACAUCAAGAUCUUCGACGUGGGGCUGCGGUACCUGGCGAACCGGGUGCAGGGCCACGUGCAGAGCCGCACCGUUUAUUACCUGAUGAACAUCCACGUCACGCCCCGCGCCAUCUACCUGAGCCGCCACGGCGAGAGCCAGCUCAACCUGCUGGGCCGCAUCGGGGGCGACUCGGGGCUGUCCCCUCGUGGCCAACAGUAUGCCCAGGCGCUGGCCCAGUUCAUCCGCAGCCAGGACAUCCGGGAGCUGAAGGUGUGGACCAGCCACAUGAGACGCACCAUCGAGACCGCCGAGGCGCUGGGCGUGCCCUACGAGCAGUGGAAAGCCCUCAACGAGAUCGAUGCCGGGGUCUGUGAGGAGAUGACCUACGAGGAGAUCCAGGAGCACUACCCCAAGGAGCUGGCGAUGCGGGAUCAGGAUAAAUACCGCUACCGCUACCCCAAGGGAGAGUCCUACGAGGACCUGGUGCAGCGGUUGGAGCCGGUGAUCAUGGAGCUGGAACGGCAGGAGAACGUGUUGGUUAUCUGUCACCAGGCUGUCAUGCGCUGCCUGCUGGCCUAUUUCCUGGACAAGAGCGCGGAUGAGCUGCCCUACCUCAAGUGUCCCCUGCACACGGUGCUGAAGCUGACCCCUGUGGCCUACGGGUGUGAGGUCGAGUCCAUCUUCCUCAACAUCGAGGCCGUCAACACGCACCGGGCACGACCCCAGAACGUCGACAUCAACCGCACCGCAGCUGACGCGCUCAACACCGUCCCUGAGCACUUCUGAGGGGACAAGGGGAGCCCCCACCCCAAAAAUUAAACCUUGUACAACCAAAAACUGAGCAUGGAGAUCGAGGUGCUGUACAAAAAUGGGGUGUCUUGAUUUUGGGGGGCUGUACACCAACGGGGUGUCUUUAUUUUGGGGG
This is a messenger RNA of Catharus ustulatus (Swainson's thrush), 1990 nucleotides long. RefSeq names its product 6-phosphofructo-2-kinase/fructose-2,6-biphosphatase 1 (gene PFKFB1). The record is from RefSeq and is a predicted model, not a curated record. Gene Ontology annotation, cellular component: cytosol; 6-phosphofructo-2-kinase/fructose-2,6-biphosphatase complex. Lineage: Eukaryota; Metazoa; Chordata; Aves; Passeriformes; Turdidae. The transcript has 14 exons. Gene Ontology annotation, biological process: fructose metabolic process; fructose 2,6-bisphosphate metabolic process. Gene Ontology annotation, molecular function: ATP binding; fructose-2,6-bisphosphate 2-phosphatase activity; 6-phosphofructo-2-kinase activity. The coding region runs from base 502 to 1851 and encodes 449 amino acids.